AUGUUUUCUUGGCAGUGGAAAAGCGGAAGAUAAGAAAACAGCUUACGCAGUUAGAAACUGCAAAGCUCCACUCUCUCCUCGGCUUUUACCCUCUUUGACUCAGAAGAGAGAAAUAAAGGGACGCUGGUAUGGAUUUCUAGGACAGAUUUGACUUCUGAAACUUUUGGCUUUGGUGAAACGGGAGCCAGAGGGGUUUGCGUGCUCCUCCCACUUUUUAGCAAAUCAUUCAAGGAGAUGCGAGAAAUUUGAUCCCCCCCCUCUCCCUGUGCAAGUGAAAGGCACUCUAGAAGGACAGUAGGAGGAAAAACUCAUCAACAUGAAUAUCGAGGAAUAUUUUGCAAGAAUUUCCUACAAAGGUCCCCAGGAAUGCCUGGACUUGGAAACGUUAACAGCAGUCUUUCAACAUCACAUCCGAUCGGUGCCGUUUGAAAACCUCAGCAUGCACUGUGGUGAAACCAUUCAGUUGGACUUAGAAUCGAUCUAUGACAAAAUUGUGAAGCGGAACCGUGGUGGCUGGUGCAUGGAGAACAACCACCUCUUAUUCUGGGUCUUUCAGACAAUGGGCUACGAUACCAGCCUUUUAGGAGCCUACGUUUACAGCCCUCCUCAAGACGCCUAUGAGAAAGACAUUAAUCAUCUCCUCCUGAAAGUGGUGAUUGACGGCAAGGCCUACAUUGUGGAUGGCGGCUUUGGGAUAGCCUACCAAAUGUGGCAGCCAAUGGAACUGGCGUCUGGGAAAGAUCAGCCUCAGACACCGGGCAUCUUCCGCUUCACUGAAGACAAUGGAGUGUGGUAUUUUGACAAAAUGAAGCGCAAGCAGUGCACAGUAGGUACUGACAACACAUUCCCCUCCUCUGUUACUCCAGAAAGCAUGACCUGCAAGAAAGUUUUCUCAUUUACCCUUCAGCCACGGACGAUAGAAGAGUUUCGACCUAGGAACCUGCAUCUUCAAACUGCUCCAGAUUCCCUGUUUGUGAAGAAGUCUAUCUGUAGCCUGCAGACCACCAGCGGCUUUCAGGUUUUGGUUGGGUGGACGUUGACGGAAACCACAUAUAAUUACAAAGACCACGUGGAUCUGGUGAAAAGCACCACCCUUACUGACGACGAAGUGGAGAAAACUCUGCAGGAGCGAUUCAACAUAAGAUUAGAUAAGAAGCUUGUCCCCAUUAACACCAGCUUGAGUUCCAUGUUUUGAUUCGAAGA
This is a messenger RNA of Zootoca vivipara (common lizard), 1203 nucleotides long. Its product is annotated as arylamine N-acetyltransferase, pineal gland isozyme NAT-3-like. Gene Ontology annotation, molecular function: arylamine N-acetyltransferase activity. The record is from RefSeq and is a predicted model, not a curated record. NCBI's taxonomy places the organism in Eukaryota, Metazoa, Chordata, Lepidosauria, Squamata, Lacertidae.